AUGGCGGACCCAACGACUUUGGCGAUGCAAAAUCGUGGGCCAACGGUGCUUGCAGUCGUGAUAGCAUUUCUCUGCCUGUCCACUGGCUUCAUCAUACUGCGACUCAUCUCGCGCAUGGGUGUGGUGAAGCGAGUGAGCAAUGACGACUAUGCGAUCGGUAUCGCAUGGCUCGUCGCUUUCGGUUUCUCCUUCUCCAUCUGCUAUGGGACAAGCGUUGGACUCGGCCGUCACGAAGCCAAUGUUGCGCCACACGACCGAGAGUCUUUGAAGAAAGCCGAAUAUGCCUUCUCCGUUCUCUAUAACCCGGCAUUAAUGGCCACCAAGACCUCCAUCUGUCUCUUCUACUUGACCCUAUCGAAGAAUCACUCAGUAUUCAGGUGGUCUACCAUCGCAACACUCGCCGUGGUAAAUGUGGCCGGCCUUGCCUUGACCUUUCUCAACAUACUCCAAUGCCGUCCUCUGGGAGCCGCUUUCGAUGACCCGAUAAAGCCAAUGGCCAAAUGCAUCGAUAUUGUCACGCUAUACCUCUCCUCCGCACCGGUCAACAUCAUCACGGAUCUGGCAAUACUCUUCCUACCGAUGCCUAUCCUGACAAGCAUGAGGCUGCCCCGAAACGAAAAGAUCAUCUUGAUAAUUACAUUCAGCUUUGGUGCAUUCGUUGCAGUGGUUGACGUGGUGAGGAUAGCGUACCUGGAAUCUGCGGCUUUGGCGCGCCUGCAAAAUACUUCCGGAUCUGCUGCUUCCAACGCAGAAUACGAUUAUUCGUGGAUAGCAUCCCUGUCCUUCAUGUGGUCUGCCGUGGAAGUCCACGUGGGGAUCAUUGUAGCGUGCGUCCCUGGCGUCAAACCUUUGGUGACUAAGGUCUUCCCAAACUUGCUUGGCCGCAUCAAGCACGCCGGAGAAUUGACUGGCAACCCAUUCUACGGACCUGGCGACGCUCAAUGGGCAAAUCUGGCUCCCAAGACUCAAAGCACCUCGAUCGCUGCUCCUCCCCACAGUCCAACGAGUGGCACCCAUCUUGCGUCAAGCGGAGGAGACAGUAUGGGUAUGCUGGACUUCCUAACGACUCCGGACACCACCCCUGCGAUGUUGCAGCAGACACAAGCCGCAGCGGCAACUGUUGGUACGGCUAGGCCCCGAACACCGAGUCUGACCAUCUUCGACUUCGUCAACGACAGUCAAGCUAAGAGCAUGGUGAAACUGACCAACAAGCAAUCCUACUUUCCCCUAGCUCUGGUCACCGUCCUCUUCUUCCUCUGGGGAUUUGCAUAUGGUCUUUUGCAGGUGCUCAAUCAACAAUUCCAGACCAUUGUUGGCACAAGCGCGGGCCAAGCUGUCGCACUACACUCCGCGUACUACGCAGCCUAUUUCUUCGCGCCUCUUACCUUUGGAAGGUACAUUUUCAAGAAAUGGGGGUUCAAAGCAACAUUCAUCACUGGUCUGUGCAUAUACGGUGUCGGUACCCUGGUCUUCUGGCCUUCUGCAGUUCUGGCAUCAUUCCCUGCCUUCCUCGUCUCAAACUUCAUCAUCGGCCUUGGCAUUGCCACACUCGAGACGGCCGGUAAUCCAUUCAUUUCUCUCUGCGGCCCCCCAGAGUACGCCGAGGUUCGUCUGAAUAUUUCACAAGGCGUGCAAGCUAUUGGGAGUGUGGUGUCUCCAAUUCUCGCAAAGAAAGUACUUUUCAGAAACGUGCUCGACGCGCCUUCACUCAUCGACGUACAAUGGACGUAUCUUGGCAUUGCUCUGUUCGACGUCUGCCUGGCUCUCAUAUUCUUCUACUUGCCGAUACCAGAAGCGUCAGAUGACGACUUGGAAGAGAUGGCCGAGAGGCGUGAAAGCGUCUUCAGACGAAGGUUUGCCGGUCUCCCAGUCAUCCAUGUGACUCUCAUAGUCGGCAUCUUUACCCAAUUCUGCUACGUCGGAGGCCAAGAAUCCGUGGCAACAUAUUUUGAACAGUAUGUCGCAUACGUCAAGCCCAACUCUGACAUCGGCCCCUUCAACUACCAAGCAGUUGGACACUCCGUCUUUGCAGUCGGCCGCUUCAUAACAGCCGUCGCAGGUCUGCUCAUUAAACCUCGCCGUAUCCUCUUCUUGCUUUUCAUUGGUGCCAUAAUCACUUCUGCGCUCGCCAUGAGCUUUAGCGGCUACAAAGGCGUCGCCAUGAUCGUCCUAGUCCUCUUCUUCGAAUCCGGAAUCUUCUCCCUCGUCUUCGCCAUCUCCUUGCGUGGACUGGGCAAGCACAGCAAGACCGGCUCGGUAUUCCUCACAGCUGCGACAUCCGGCGGGGCCAUUAUCCCUGCCAUCAUGUGGCCGGUAGUCAGCAAUCAUAGCGUCCGCUACGCGUUUUGCGUGGUGGUCGCCGUCUUUGCUUUUGGUGCUCUGAUGCCAAUCUAUUUUUCCAUCAGCCCAGCAGCCAAGAAGCAGGUAGACCCUAUACAAAUGCGGCAGAACUCGAUACUCGGAGGCGAGAUGAGACCUACGACGCCCAACAAAGCGAACAGGAUCUUCAGCGCCGUGGUCAGGAGGAAGAAGACGAGCUCGGAGACUACGGCCUCAGACCUGCCGAUGUGUGAGCAUGUCGAGGGCGAGGGGGCCCAAAGUCGAUGCUCAUGUCACGCCAAUGGGAGGGAAGGUGAAUGUUCCUGCCAGCGAGAUGAGUCAUCACAUAAGGCGCAGUGGCCUGGCUGA
This is a messenger RNA of Letharia columbiana, 2688 nucleotides long. RefSeq lists its product as uncharacterized. Gene Ontology annotation, molecular function: transmembrane transporter activity. The transcript has 3 exons. Gene Ontology annotation, biological process: transmembrane transport. Bases 1 to 2688 code for a protein of 895 amino acids. The record is from RefSeq and is a predicted model, not a curated record. Lineage: Eukaryota; Fungi; Ascomycota; Lecanoromycetes; Lecanorales; Parmeliaceae.